This is a messenger RNA of Hippocampus zosterae (dwarf seahorse), 1024 nucleotides long. Its product is annotated as cyclin-dependent kinase 2-associated protein 1. Bases 254 to 610 code for a protein of 118 amino acids. Gene Ontology annotation, cellular component: cytoplasm; nucleus. NCBI's taxonomy places the organism in Eukaryota, Metazoa, Chordata, Actinopteri, Syngnathiformes, Syngnathidae. The transcript is spliced from 4 exons. The record is from RefSeq and is a predicted model, not a curated record.
AGUGACCCAAAAGCGCGGCUCAACUUUGCUCUAAAAUGCGCUUCGGAUUCCGGUCAAACGUGCCGCUUUUGCCCGACAAAAGUGUGCCUUUUCGGGGCUUUUCUUUCGCCGGGGCUCGGAGCUCGCCUCGUCGGCUGGCUGGGUGUCAACAUCCAGUGACGGCCAUGUUUGCCGGCGCCGCCGUAAACAACAAAAAAAGUGGGAGACAGACGCCUCGCUGAAUGUCGGGUCAUUUGGAUUUCUUUCAUUUACAAUGUCUCUGGGAAUGUCUUACAAGCCCAAUGCCCACCAGCACACUCCGGGAACUUCAGGGAACCAGGUUGGCAGCCUCCAGUCAGCAGCCAACCUGGGCCCGUUGCAGUCAUACAGGCCUCUGCUGAGCGACUAUGGACCACCUUCUCUGGGAUUCUCACAGGGCUUGACUGGCAGCCAAGUGCCUCAAAACAAAUAUGCCGAGCUGCUGGCCAUUAUUGAGGAGCUGGGCAAGGAGAUCCGACCCACGUACGCUGGCAGUAAGAGCGCCAUGGAGAGGCUCAAAAGAGGCAUCAUCCACGCCCGCGGCCUGGUGCGCGAGUGCUUGGCUGAGACGGAGAGGAACGCCAGGUCCUAGCGACAAUCACACAUUCCGUGCAAGGAGACUUCACAAUGCGUGUCUUGAAACAAAUGAAAAUGAAAAAAAAAACAAACAAUCAUCCAAAAUUGAACUUGCAUGUGAUUUCCCAAGAGGAGGGAGACAUCCUGUCUCCAUCUUGUACUAAUGAGUCAAACUCUCAGCUUGUUUCCCCGUACCCACUUUUGGGGAACUUAAGUUUCCUGUUUUUUUUUUUCCGAUAUAAUUUUUGCAUGCAAAAAGGAUAAAAGUGUAGACACCACAUGUCUUGUACAGAGGUUAGACUUCUUUUUGAUAUGAGUGAGUGCGUGUCAAUUCAUUCGUGUUCAGGUUGCUUUUGUUAUCAAAAUGAAAAUGCUGUUACUUGCAUCUUUGUAUGUAUUUAUUACACCGUGUAAUAAAUUGUAUUUUCAA